Messenger RNA from Adineta ricciae, 432 nucleotides. NCBI's taxonomy places the organism in Eukaryota, Metazoa, Rotifera, Eurotatoria, Adinetida, Adinetidae. The record is from the annotation of a GenBank genome assembly.
AUGAUCAAACAUUUUCCUCUUUUCCUUUUUCUCUUGAUAAAUAUCGUUGAAAGUGAUAACAUUCAAUGGAAUGAGAAUGUUGGUACCGGUUGUGACUUUGUCAAUAAUGAUUUAUCCAAUGCUCGGACAUCAUCUGAAGAUUGUUUCCAACGAUGUAAUCAAACGAUCAGUUGUACUCAUUUCACUUGGACAACUUGGAACGGCGGAACAUGUUGGAUGAAGAAAGGAAUCGUUUACAAAGGUGAUGCGUUUUCAACGAUGGAUUCAAGUAUUAUUUGUGGAGUUUUGUACGAUGAUAGUGAGAUUGAUAGUGUCGAAAAUUCACCAACAUCCAUUAUCACCAACAUUCUUCCAAAUGCAUCAGGAAAACUAACGACUUUGCCGUGCUUCGCACAUUUUUUAUUCGUUAUUUUUAUGUGCAAAUUGAAUUAA